Molecule: messenger RNA, 1851 nt
Organism: Plasmodium gonderi
Lineage: Eukaryota; Apicomplexa; Aconoidasida; Haemosporida; Plasmodiidae
Exons: 2
Coding region: 1-1851 (616 amino acids)
Source: RefSeq, a predicted model, not a curated record
AUGCAUGAUGACCCACUGAAUCCCCUUUUCGAUUCUGCAGAGCAGAAUAAAGUAAAAAAUAAAAUGUUCAAAUGCAAAUAUGAAAACUUCACAGCUGGAAACCAUGUCUUGUUCAACUCCUAUGCAAAAAUGAAUAACUUGUGCAAUAACUUCAUAAGUAAUUCCUUCAACUUUUUUGGCACCUUCAUGGAAGAAUACUCCAAGUCUAGCUUUUCUCAGCUCCAGGGGAAGUUAAAUUCGAAACGGGAAAAUGAACCUGCUUUAGCACAUGAAGUGGAAGAAGUGAAAGAAGUGAAAGAAGUAGAAGAAAUAGAAGACGUGGAAGAAGUGAAAGAAGUAGAAGAAAUAGAAGAUGUGGAAGAAGUGAAAGAAGUAGAAGAAAUAGAAGACGUGGAAGAAGUGAAAGAAGUAGAAGAAAUAGAAGAUGUGGAAGAAGUAGAAGAUGUGGAAGAAGUAGAAGAAGUGGAAGAAGUAGAAAACGUGAAAGAAGUAGAAGACGUGAAAGAAGUAGAAGAAGUGAAAGACGUAGAAGUUGAUGGGGCAGAAGAGGAUCACAGCACAGACAAGCUGCAAUCAGAAAAAAUAAAACAUGCAUGGCACUCGGUUGAGUCAAACCAAGAAAUAAAUUGCUCCACAACUUUAAAAUAUGAACACGCCUCUGCCCUCUUAAGAUUCACGAGUGGCUAUGAAAAUAUGAAUAUAAGUUCGAAGAAAAUUAAAACUUAUUGCACACACACCAUAAGGAGACAAACCAAAUGUAGCAUACUUAAAGGCAAGUCAUUAAUAAAAAAUAAAAGACUCAAAUUGUACAUGCGCCAUACAAAUCAUUACUCAAGUAAACAGAAGAAAAAAAAGCAUCAUAAUAUUAUGAGUCUUAAACAAAAAUAUAAAAAAAAAAAAAAAAAAUCACGACCUUGUGAUUCACCGAAUAAGAAAGAUCUAAAUGAAAAUGAGAUCACAUUUUUAGUAGAUUCUUCCCUCAAAGACGUAAAUAAAAUUAAUGACAUUUCUACUUCUACCAAUGCAUGCCAAAGAGUGACAAGCGUAAUUACUCCUUCUGAGGCAAUCCAUCUAAAGAAAAGUACUCAGACACAAAGAUAUUGCAGUGGAGGAGAAAGAGUCGAUGAGAUUUUUGAAAUUUCAACAGAUGACAAGAAAAACCGGGAGGAAUACAUGACAUAUAUUUCACAAUCCCUUAAGAGGCAAGAAUAUAAAAUCCAGUGUAUAGAAAAAAACACUGAUCAACAUCUCGAUCUAGUGGAACUUUUGCUACACAAGAGGAUGAAAGAAAUUUUUGUUUUAAAAGAAAAAAUUUCUAGCACACACACAUAUAAAGAGUUAUGCCCAGAUCUUUUCUAUUUCAACAACGACGACGACCUGAUCGAAACAAUGGACAAGGGCCUUCGGUUCCUGGCGAAAAUUCCAGCAAAAGAAAACUUGACCCCCUACUUGGGUCCCUCGGCAUUCAUCAUUUUUGGAAAAUAUUACACGACCUACAAACACUUUUAUAAGCUAGUGCAAGUCAGUAUGAAGUUAUACAAAUCACCUGAUCCCUAUUUUACAGCAAAUCAUGUACAGAACAAAAAUUUACAAAAUGUGAACUGCUGGAUUUUGCUACUAAAUUACAAAAGUGGAACAAAUCAUCCAACCGUGGGGGGGAUUAGAAGGGCUAGCAAAAUUGAUAAAACGGGGAAGGACAAGUGGGAAAAGAGAAAAAUGUUUUUUUCUCUUUUCAGUUCCCUUCUCUCACCAGAAAAAAGGAGUAAACAACACACGGGAUACACACGUGUGAAUGAAAUUCCGCAGGAUUUAAUUCACUUCUUGAAUUACAGAGAUGUAACAAUUUUGUGA